Messenger RNA from Salvelinus fontinalis (brook trout), 3977 nucleotides. RefSeq names its product transcriptional activator Myb-like. NCBI's taxonomy places the organism in Eukaryota, Metazoa, Chordata, Actinopteri, Salmoniformes, Salmonidae. The record is from RefSeq and is a predicted model, not a curated record. The transcript is spliced from 6 exons. The annotation marks the transcript as partial.
AACAACAGCAACAAUAACAACAACAACAGCAGCAACAACAACAACAGUCACCAUGGCAGCCACGUCCUCUCCAACCUCCCGGAGUUCAUGGAGUCAGUCAUCGACUCGUUUCUCAACCAAUCGGCGAGCCCGGAAAGCUCAGACAGCGACAGCCUACCAAUGAGCUCCCAGAAACCCCUGCUGGCCACGCCUCUACAGCGAGACCACACACCCCGAACCCAGAAAAAGAACGACAUGUUCAGGACUCCUAAUAUCCGUCGUUCCCUCUUGGAGUUGUCUCCUCGUACUCCGACCCCGUUCAGGUCUUCCAUGGUAGAGUGUAUAAAACAGGAACCUAUGGAGUGUAUUGUCUCGGUCGGGGGCUCCCCAGACCAACAGCCAACCUUAAAGAAGAUCAAACAAGAGGUGGAGUCUCCGUGUCUGCAGUGGAAGGGGUCAGACCUCCCUGCCCAGCUCUUCUCCCCCUCCGGCCCCGUCCAGGAAGUACCUGAUCUGCUGACACGUUCUGUGCUGAGUGGAGACAAACCCUACCACCUCCCCCUCCGGCCCCUGGCCAGCCCACUACAGCAGCUCAACACGUGGGACCAAGUGGCUUGUGGGAAGGUGGAGGACCAAGAACAGAACCACAAAUACAUCCACACUUACUCUGCCAGAGCCUUGGUCAUGUAACACACACACACACACACACACACACACACACACACACACACACACACACACACACACACACACACACACACACACACACACACACACACACACACACACAUAACGGACCAAAGACUUUGUUUAUUUCUAUUUCAACCUUUCUUUUGUAGACCCUGUUUGUUUUUUUACACUAUGUUGUUUUAUGAAACAGGGAGAAAAUGAUGUUCCUAUAAUUCAACAAUAAUUGGGCUGUAUUCUUAAUAAUUAUAAGUUGUAAUAUUUUAAUAUAAAGAACAAGUUGAUUAAUUUAUUUUGUUUUAUUUUGAUGAAGACUGUUUUUUUAUACAACCGGCCAAUCAGCAGUGUUUGACUUCAGUAUUUGAACCUUAACCCCUGACCCCUAACCCUUAACCCCUUAACCCCUGACCCCUAAUCCCUGAACCCUAACCCCUGAACCCUAACCCCUGAACCCUAACCCCUGACCCUUAACCCCUUAACCCCUGACCCCUAACCCCUGAACCCUAACCCCUGACCCCUAACCCUUAACCCCUAACCCCUAACCCCUGAACCCUAACCCCUAACCCCUGACCCCUAACCCCUGAACCCUAACCCCUGACCCCUAACCCUUAACCCCUAACCCCUGAACCCUAACCCCUGAACCCUAACCCCUAACCCCUGACCCCUAACCCCUGAACCCUAACCCCUGACCCCUAACCCCUGAACCCUAACCCCUGAACCCUAUCCCCUGAACCCUAACCCCAGGCCCUAACACCAGGCCCUAACCCCAGGCCCUAACCCCUGAACCCUAACCCCUAACCCCAGGCCCUAGCAUUAUAAUGGGUUAAAGUUUUUUUUUUUUAAGUGCAAAAGAUUAUUACGAAAAGAAAUUAAACGAUAUCUACCCCUCUGUACACUUAAAGCCCCGAGGAGAGGCCUUUACAAAACAUCAUAAUGCCUUAUAAUGCCUAUAUGAGUGUUAACAUUUUACUGCUAGACAUCACAUCUUAUGUCAGCUCCUAUGUCAACCUUGUGAAUGGUUAUGAAUGAUCAUAUGAUGCUUACGUGACAAUUGGGCCAUCACCUGUAUUCUGAUUAGUCUUGUUUCCUGUCUUGUCUAUAUACUGUAUCACAGGGGAAACAUUUCCAUUGAACAACAUGUAUUAUUGUUAUUGUGUUAUAACUGUUGUCCUAAAGUCUUACACUGAGUUUACUACAGAGCUCUCAAUGCAUCAAACUAUAACCGACCCCUAGACCCUACGGCCUGAGAUCGACCCCUAGACCCUACGGCCUGAGAUCGACCCCUAGACCCUACGGCCUGAGAUCGACCCCUAGACCCUACGGCCUGAGAUCGACCCCUAGACCCUACGGCAUGAGACCGACCCCUAGACCCUACGGCCUGAGACCGACCCCUAGACCCUACGGCCUGAGACCGACCCCUAGACCCUACGGCAUGAGACCGACCCCUAGACCCUACGGCCUGAGACCGACCCCUAGACCCUACGGCAUGAGACCGACCCCUAGACCCUACGGCCUGAGAUCGACCCCUAGACCCUACGGCCUGAGAUCGACCCCUAGACCCUACGGCCUGAGAUCGACCCCUAGACCCUACGGCAUGAGACCGACCCCUAGACCCUACGGCCUGAGAUCGACCCCUAGACCCUACGGCCUGAGAUCGACCCCUAGACCCUACGGCCUGAGAUCGACCCCUAGACCCUACGGCCUGAGAUCGACCCCUAGACCCUACGGCAUGAGACCGACCCCUAGACCCUACGGCCUGAGACCGACCCCUAGACCCUACGGCCUGAGACCGACCCCUAGACCCUACGGCCUGAGACCGACCCCUAGACCCUACGGCCUGAGACCGACCCCUAGACCCUACGGCAUGAGACCGACCCCUAGACCCUACGGCCUGAGAUCGACCCCUAGACCCUACGGCCUGAGAUCGACCCCUAGACCCUUCGGCAUGAGACCGACCCCUAGACCCUACGGCCUGAGACCGACCCCUAGACCCUACGGCCUGAGACAGACCCCUAGACCCUACGGUCUAUGAUCGACCCCUAGACCCUACGGCCUGAGAUCGACCCCUAGACCCUACGGCCUGAGACCGACCCCUAGACCCUACGGCCUGAGACCGACCCCUAGACCCUACGACCUGAGAUCGACCCCUAGACCCUACGGCCUGAGACCGACCCCUAGACCCUACGGCCUGAGAUCGACCCCUAGACCCUACGGCCUGAGACCGACCCCUAGACCCUACGGCCUGAGACCGACCCCUAGACCCUACGGCCUAUGACCGACCCCUAGACCCUACGGCCUGAGAUCGACCCCUAGAGCCUACGGCCUGAGACCGACCCCUAGACCCUACGGCAUGAGACCGACCCCUAGACCCUACGGCCUGAGACCGACCCCUAGACCCUACGGCAUGAGACCGACCCCUAGACCCUACGGCCUGAGACCGACCCCUAGACCCUACGGCCUGAGACCGACCCCUAGACCCUACGGCCUGAGACCGACCCCUAGACCCUACGGCCUAUAACCGACCCAUAGACCCUACGGCCUGAGACCGACCCCUAGACCCUACGGCCUGAGACCGACCACUAGACCCUACUUCCUUGUGGAGAUCUGAGAUGAUUUGACAGAUGUAAGCAAUAUGGUAAUAGUUAGUUGAUUUAGACCCAUCCAAUCUUCUCAGAUCUCCACAAGGACAUAGGGCGAAGGGCAUAGGGCAUAGGGCAAAGGGCAAAGGACAUAGGGCAAAGGGCAUAGGGCAAAGGGCAUAGGGCAAAGGACAUAGGGCGAAGGGCAAAGGGCAAAGGACAUAGGGCAAAGGACAUAGGGCAAAGGACAUAGGGCAUAGGGCAAAGGGCAAAGGACAUAGGGCAAAGGACAUAGGGCAAAGGACAUAGGGCAUAGGGCGAAGGGCAAAGGACAUAGGGCAAAGGACAUAGGGCGAAGGGCAAAGGGCAAAGGGUCCUAUGGGUCAAUUGAAGAUUGGGCCUACGAGCUGAACCCAGUAACAUGUUUUAAAGCUGCACUUGAUCGAGAACACUGUUAUUGCUGAUACUACAAAACGUGGACCCGCAGGAUCCCGAGGUUCUGGGAAAAACCCGCUGGGUUUCAGAAAGAUUACAUUUGAUACUUUGUGUGUGUUUUUGUUUUUUGUAAUCGAAUGCCAUGAUACUAAACCACAUAGUGUAUCAGAUCGAAAACACUUGGCACGGAAGUGUUCUCUCUUGUCUUGUUUGAUACCCUUUUACAUUUUUAUAAAAGCAUUUCAACAGGUUUUUAUGUGUUUUUGAUACUUUUUCAAUAAAGUCUUUUUUAAAUCA